AGUGAACAGCCCUAAAAAUAUUUCCACCGUUCACAAAUCCUCAUCGUAUUGCCCUAUGUUCUUCUAUUUUACUGUAGGAAAGAGAAAACCCCAAGGGUGGAAAAAAACCAGAGAAAAUUAUAUACCUUUUGCAGAAAAAGAUCUGAUCUCGAAAGGUUAUGAUCUCAGCAAAGCCUAGCAGAAGGUGCAUAAGUUGAUUUAUUAUACACCUUGUGCAUAUUUAUUGAAGAAUGGCUGAAGGAAUAUCAAGCUUUUGGGGUCCUGUAACCUCUGUUGAUUGGUGUGAAAAAAAUUAUGUCUAUUCUUCUUAUAUUGCAGAGUUUUUCAAUACCAUAUCAAAUAUCCCGAGUAUUCUUUUGGCUCUCGUUGGCCUCACAAAUGCACUGAGACAACGGUUUGAGAAGAGGUUUAGUGUACUUAACAUAUCUAAUAUGAUACUUGCUAUUGGAAGCAUACUGUACCACAGCACGUUACAACAUAUGCAACAACAAGGUGAUGAAACACCAAUGGUAUGGGAAAUGCUUUUGUAUUUCUACAUCCUUUACUCACCCGAUUGGCACUACCGAAGUACAAUGCCCAUCUUCUUGUUCUUCUAUGGAGCUGCAUUUGCAGUUGUUCAUGCAUUGGUUCGAUUUGGAAUUGGCUUUAAGGUGCACUAUGCUAUACUGUGUCUUCUCUGCAUACCACGGAUGUACAAAUAUUUCAUUUACACAAAUGAUGUGUCCGCAAAGCGGCUUGCAAAGUUCUAUGUGGGCACCAUUUUCUUGGGGAGUCUAUGUUGGCUCUUGGAUCGCGUACUUUGUGAUGAAAUUUCUCAGUGGCUGUUCAACCCCCAGGGGCAUGCUUUAUGGCAUGUCUUCAUGGGUUUCAAUUCAUAUUUUGCAAACACAUUCUUGAUGUUUUGUCGUGCUCAGCAGUUAGGAUGGGAUCCAAAAGUUGUCCACUUCAUGGGCUUUUUCCCAUAUGUUAAAGUUCGAAAACCAAAGACCAAGUGACAUUGCUGGAAAUUAACCAGUCUUGUUUCGCCUCAUUUGGAGGUAGCUAUAUGGUUUUGGCAGAUAAACAAGCGGUAGCAGCCACAAUUUUUCCAUCCUGUCUUCAAAGUGGAUGUAAAUGAUAGUUGAAUGUUGAGAUCUUGAGUUGGAUUUUGGUUGAUUUAAGUUGUAUAACUAGUGGUUUUGCUUAGAAAGAAAAUGUAUGGUCUGUGUACCAUAUAUUAUUUUCAGAUCAAAUAGGUCCAUGAUUCUGUAAACCUGAAAAUGUAUGCUCAAUGUAUUUGUUUUGUGAUUAAAAA
Molecule: messenger RNA, 1294 nt
Organism: Manihot esculenta (cassava)
Lineage: Eukaryota; Viridiplantae; Streptophyta; Magnoliopsida; Malpighiales; Euphorbiaceae
Product: alkaline ceramidase
Exons: 3
Coding region: 231-995 (254 amino acids)
Biological process (GO): defense response to other organism; response to salt stress; autophagy
Cellular component (GO): membrane
Molecular function (GO): hydrolase activity, acting on carbon-nitrogen (but not peptide) bonds, in linear amides
Source: RefSeq, a predicted model, not a curated record